Molecule: messenger RNA, 1254 nt
Organism: Anthostomella pinea
Lineage: Eukaryota; Fungi; Ascomycota; Sordariomycetes; Xylariales; Xylariaceae
Source: the annotation of a GenBank genome assembly
AUGCAAGACCUAGACGCCCUCAUCCUCCCGCAAGCACCACCUCUCGACCCAGCCUGGCUAGCCUGGGAAGCAGAAGCAAACCUACGCGCCCCCAAGCCAGCCCUCAGUCCCAUAGAGCGACAACCCCUCUACGCAGCCCAAUGCCGCGCCCUCCACGCGAAGAUGAUGGCGCCAGGGGCGCCGUACCACGACCUCUCCGUCGGGAUCCGGACCAGCGAGCUGAGUGUGCCGUCCAGCGAGGACGGCUACAGUAUUCCGGUCCUGCGGUACGAGCUAGAAGAGCCCGAGAGGGGGAACGCUUCGAACCCGGCUGGUAGGACGGUGAAGAUAGAGGACGAGGACGAGGCCGAGGAAUCUGCCGCAAGGCAGGCGGAUCCUGAAGUAGGGGCCAGGACGGAGACAGCGAUUGACGACGACGUAGUAAUGAUAUACUACCACGGCGGCGGACUCACCGUCGGCGAGGCCGACAGCGAAGACCUGAGCUGCCGUCAGCUCAUAAAGUACUGGUACAACACCACCCAAGACCCCCCCUCCCCACCCCAUCGGAUCGUCCUCUACUCCAUCGGCUACCGCCUCAAGCCCCAACACCCCGCCCGCGUCUGCGUCGCCGACGCCCUAUCCGCCUACACGCACACCCGCAGUCUCCACAGCAGCACCUCAUCCAGAACAACCACAAAAACCAUCAUCGUAGGAAGUUCCAGCGGCGGCCUUCUCGCAACCCUAGUCUCGCAAGCGGCCCCGCGCGGCACCGUCCACGGGAUCCUGCUUCGGUGUCCCGUCACGAGCGACGCGUGGCCUGCGGCAGGCGACCUGACGAGCGUGCCCGCGCGGCUGCGGUAUAUGCAUACGAGUGCCAGCGCCUCGUUCGAGACCGUACUUCUGAGCCUGCCCUCACCAUCAUCAUCAUCAUCACCUUCACCAGCACCCUCACCACGAUCGCCGUCAAUAUCGCCACCGGGAAACAACCCCACCAGAGCCCCCCGCGACGCCCUCCCCAGCACACCCCUCGAGCUCCCAGAGCCCAAGUGGACGGGCCUCCCCCGCGCCUGGAUCCAGGUCUGCACCAACGACGUGCUGUACUCGGAAGGGCUGUGCUACGCUUCGGCCCUGCAGCAGCACAACGCGGGCGUGGAAGUACAACUCGAUGUCGUGCGCGGCUGGCCGCACACGUUCUGGCUGAAGUAUCCGCACCUGGCGAGGGCGAGGGAGGCGGAUGAGGCGAUGGUUAGGGGUCUGCGGUGGUUGCUUGCUUGA